UAUGAAUAUACAAGAAAAAAAAAAUAAAUGGAGCGUACUAGGGUCAGAGCGAGGGGUGCGGCGGCGAGGACAGACGGCGGCAAGGUUCCAGAGGACAGUCAAAUGGAAAACCGUGAGGCUGCUGCCUUAUGGUAUGAUUUCGCAAAGUAUGGGAAAGUGGUUGAUGUUUAUGUGCCGAGAAAGAGAGAUAAGUGGGGCAAAAGGUUUGGCUUUGUUAGAAUGGCAGGGGUGCAGAACGAGGCUCAGAUGGUGAAGAGGCUUAAUGAGAUAUGGAUUGGGUACUAUAAGAUGAGAGUUAAGAUUGCAAAUAAGAGCCAGAAUCGAGGUGCAAGAAAUACAAAGCUAUUGACAGCAGCAAAUGUAAAGUGGACAAAGGUUGGAAUGAAUAGAUUAGUUCAACCGGGGCAUUCAUAUGCUCAGGCUGUUGUGGGUAACAGUAGUGCAGGGGAAAAGGUAGGUGCAGGGCCAGCAACUGCGACAGAGAGGGCUCGGGAAGUAUCAGAACCAGUACCAGUACAGGCAUUUCGAUUAGUGGAGAAGGAAGAGGUGGGGUCGAGUGCAAAGGUGGUUGCAAAAGAGGCGUUGUCGUCAAUAACGAGUAUACAAGAACGGAUGGAUGUAGAUGGAGGCCUGAUAGUUUUAUCACCAUUAGGAGGACGAUCAGUGCUGUUAAUUGAGUGGGUGAGAGGAUAUCUGACGGAGUAUUUGUUGCAAAACAAGGAGACAUUUGACGCGUGGUUUGAUGAUAUACAACCCUGGAGAGCAGCAUAUGUGCAGCGAGGUCGAUUGGCCUGGUUACGAAUAUCAGGGGUACCGUUACAAGCCUGGAAUGAUCGUUGUUUCGAAAUGGUGGGAGGAACGGUGGGGGAAGUGGUCCGGAUUCAUGAGGAUACCAGAAGAAAGUCUAUUUUGUGUGAUGGGAAGGUGCUGGUUCUCUGUUCCGAGGCUCCUAAAGUCUCAAAAACCAUUUCGUUGAAGGUGGAUGAGAAGAUGUAUGAGAUAGAUGUAGUGGAAGAGGAAUGGAGAUCGGAUCCGGACUGGUGGUUGUCGGAAGAAGACCGGCAGAGCUCGAUGAGCACUGCAUCGGAAACUCAUUCAAUGCAGAGCGAAGAUGACGGGAAUGAAUUAAUCAUUAACGGGAUUAGUGGCGAGGAUGAUGAUAGUUUGGAUACGGAGCCGUUACACAAUGAAGAUUUUUUGAAUGCAAGAGUGCAAGAGGUAACGGCAUGCGAAAAUCAGGCUGAGUUGGAUUUGCCGCGGGAAGUUAGAGAAGUAAAUGGGUAUGAUAUAGGCGAGGAGAAUGAUGAGGGGAAUGGGCUGGUAAGGGGUGAUGUCCAUAAUGGACUGGAGGAGAGUUUUGGGCUUUCUAAAGGCCCAACAACUGAGGCAAGUAAAGAUAAAGAGGAAGAGCCCACGGGAGAAGCUCUAGAGAGUUCUAGCAUCAUUCAAAAAGAAAAAUACCGAGAAGGGAAGGGUAAAAGAAGGAGAAAAGUUGCAGAGUGCUACCCGAAAGAGUUGUCUGAAAGCCGGACAGAGAGGGUGGACUGGGUCACUGCACGGACAAAGAAAAUGAAGAGGAAAUUGAAUCUAGACUAUGUGGGAUGGAGGAAAGGGAUGAAAGGUAGAGUCAACAUCCGUGAGGGGUUUCGGGAGUAUGCUGAAGAGGAAGGAAGUGCAGAAAUUGGUGCGGGGUCUAUAGGGGCUUCAGGUGGGUUGCUUUGUGUGUGGGACAGGAGGAAUUUUAGUAAGCUGGGUCAAUUUACAAGGGAUGGUUAUCUGGGAAUAAAAGGGCUUUGGGGAGAGAAGAAGGAAUUGUGUUAUCUUGUGAAUGUUUAUGCUCCAAAUGAUAGAAAGAAAAAAGCUGAGUUAUGGGAUGAGUUGAGGCAAAUGAUUAUGGAGGAAGGAGGAAGAUGGCUGAUUGCAGGGGAUUUUAAUGCAGUACGUAGCAUUGAAGAAAGGAGGGGUAAAACAGGGGAGAGUCCAGAGAUGAAGGAGUUUAAUGAUUUUAUAGAGGCGGUGGGGUUGGUGGACUAUAAAUUGGCGAAUCGAAGGUUUACCUGGUAUAGACCAGAUGGCACAGCUAUGAGCUGGUUGGAUAGGGUAUUGAUGACAAUUGAGAUGACCGAAUUGGGUGGAGAAUGGGUGCAGCAGGGGUUGAAGAGAACUAUUUCAGACCAUUGUGCGAUUGUUAUGAAAACCAAAUGGAAUACAAUGGCAGUGGAUGGGUUUGCGGGUUUCAGAUGUAAACAAAAAUUGAAGAUGUUGAAAGAAUUUUUGCGAGAAUGGAAUAAAGGGGUGUUUGGGGAUAUAGAGGCUCAUUUUGAAAGGGCAGCAGCCAAAGUUGCACGUGUAGACAUGAAGAAUGAAGAUUUUAACAUGAAGAAUGAAGAUUUUACACUGGAAGAGGAUGAGGUACAUGAACGACAAGAGGGCUUUCAGGAGAUAUGGGACAUUCUGAGGAAGAGGGAAGCUUUAUGGAGGCAGAAGUCAAGAAGUACCUGGGUAAAAUUGGGGGAUGCAAAUACCAGGUUCUUUCAUAAAAUGGCAAAUGGACGAAAGGCUUGUAAUGGUAUUGUAGGGCUCUCGUGUGAGGGACAAUGGGUGGAGGAGCCAGAGAUGGUGAAAAAGGCGGUUGUUGAGUACUUUCAGAAGUUGUUUGGUGGGGAAGCAUGGAAUCGUCCAAAACCUUUUGGUAUUACUUUCAAGCAGAUAACUGAGGAGAUGAGGGCAUGGCUAGAAAGACCAUUUUCGGCAGAAGAAAUUGAAGACGGAUUGAAGAAUUGUGAGGGGAAUAAAGCACCAGGACCGAAUGGAUACAACUUUAAUUUUAUCAAAUUUGCCUGGAACAGCUUGAAGGAGGAUUUUGUGAGUUUCUUUGGGGAGUUUCAUCAGCAUGGCAGGUUAGUAAAGGGUCUAAAUUCAUCAUUCUUGACUUUAAUCCCUAAGAAGCUGAAUCCUGUGGAAUUAAAAGAUUUUAGACUUAUUAGCCUGAUUGGGUGUCUUUACAAAUUAUUAGCAAAGGUGUUGGCAAAUAGGCUUAAGGUGGUAAUGUCACAAAUUAUUAGUGAUACUCAGUCGGCUUUCGUUGGGGGUCGUCAGUUGGUUGAUGGGGUGUUAGUCUUGAAUGAAGUUGUUGAGGAGGUCAAGAGACGAAAGCACCAAGCUUUUAUUUUUAAGGCCGACUUUGAAAAGGCCUAUGAUUGUGUCGACUGGUCUUUUCUGGAUUGGAUGAUGAAUAGGUUUGGUUUUGGAGUGCGAUGGAGAGGAUGGAUAAAAGAGUGUCUUUCAACAGCCAGAAUCUCAGUGUUAGUGAAUGGAAGCCCAACUGAGGAGUUUAUGAUGGGAAAAGGUUUAAUGCAAGGGGAUCCUAUAUCCCCUUUUUUGUUUCUGAUGAUUGCCGAGGGGUUACAUGGUCUAGUCAAAAAAGCUGAGACAAAGGGCCUGAUACAUGGAAUCGACGUGGGUAGCAACGGAUUGACUAUUUCAUUGCUCCAAUUUGCGGAUGAUACGGUGAUUUUGGGAAAAGCAAGUGGAGAGAAUAUUUUUAUGGUGAAAACUAUUUUACGGUGGUUUGAGUUAAUGUCUGGAUUGCGAAUUAACUUUCAUAAAAGUAGUAUUGUCGGAUUUAAUGUGGCACAGAGGUGGUUAAAUGGAGCAGCAUUUGUUUUGAGAUGUGGUGUUGGGAAGAUACCUUUUGUGUAUUUGGGUAUGCCAGUGGGUGGAAAUCCUGGGACUAAGAAGUUGUGGGACCCAGUGCUGAAUAAAUUUCGAAUCAAGCUUGCCGCCUGGAAAUCUGCCUUGCUGUCCUUUGGCGGUCGCAUUACUCUGCUUAAUUCGAGGGAUUUUCUGUGGGGUGGGGUUGAAUUAAAGAGGAAGAUUCCUUGGGUUAGCUGGGAGACGGUAUGUCGUAGUAAGGAGAAGGGUGGGUUAGGAGUCUUGGAUUUGAGGAGGAGGAAUUGGGCACUUUUAGGGAAGUGGUGGUUUCGGUUGGGUGAGGGUGGGGAGAGUCUAUGGAAACGGGUUGUGUGGGAUAAAUAUUAUGGAGGUCGGAGGGAGGUGGACAUUAGGGUAAUGGAUAGUGUGAGGAUGUCUAGGAUUUGGAGGGAUGUUAUUAGUGUCGGGGGGAAGUCUAUCAAAUUACAGGACAUGUUAGAGAAGGGGUUUAGGUGGAUGGUUGGUGAUGGAAGGCAUGUAGGUUUUUGGCGCGAGAUUUGGGUGGGAGAUAAAUCUCUAAAGGAGUUAUGCCCUAGGCUAUUCGAGCUAGCUAUGAGUAAGGAUGGUAUGGUUUGUGAGAUGGGGGUGUGGGAAAGGGGUGUCUGGCGAUGGAAUGUGAACUGGAGAAGAGGGAGGUUGGGUCGAGAGAAGGGGGAGGAAGUGAUGCUGUGGGAGGUGCUUAGCAGAGUUCAAAUCGCGGAAGGCCGCGAAGAUUGCUGGAAGUGGACGCAUGAUGCAGAAGGGAGAUACGCAGUGAAAAAGGCCUAUGAGUUUUUGUCACCAAUGGAGUCCAUUCUUCCCGAUCAAAUCUGUGAUGUCCUGGUGGGGUUUGCAGGUUGUGAUGCCCAAUACAGUGGGAGGGGUGAUGGAGAUUGGAAACUUAAUCCACGGGAAUGUGCCGUAGCCAUAAGGAAACAUAGAAGCUUGCUGAGAGUGUUCCAUAAACACAAAAAUGGAAAGCCGGAUGAGUAGAGUGACUGCAAUGUGUUGGACUACAUGUUUAUUGGGAUUACUUUGUUUUAGUUAGAUUACUUUAAUUGUUUGUAUUUGGGUUGGAGUACCCCUUGUACUCUAUACAAUCAAAUCUCUUUUAUUUU
Molecule: messenger RNA, 4811 nt
Organism: Rubroshorea leprosula
Lineage: Eukaryota; Viridiplantae; Streptophyta; Magnoliopsida; Malvales; Dipterocarpaceae
Source: the annotation of a GenBank genome assembly